Molecule: messenger RNA, 1775 nt
Organism: Lycium barbarum (goji berry)
Lineage: Eukaryota; Viridiplantae; Streptophyta; Magnoliopsida; Solanales; Solanaceae
Exons: 6
Coding region: 385-1419 (344 amino acids)
Source: RefSeq, a predicted model, not a curated record
UGAUUCCCUUGACAAAAUCCACGUAGUACCCAAAACGACACCGUUCGAUAGUUUCUUUCCCUUCCUCAGUUCUUUUACCAAUGGCAAAUUGCCCGCAGAAAAACACGAAAAAAAAAAAAGAAGAAAGAAAUUUAAAUUUAAAAAAAGUUACAAAUCUGAAGAAAAAUCUAAGCAAACAAAUCCAAAACAAAGCAUCUCAUUACAUUGUUAUUCACAACAAAAAGCUCAUAGCUUUGGCUUUUUUUCUAUACACGUACAUAUGUUAAUGCAUGUGUUUGGAAACUACAAAGAUGAAUAAAACUAGGAGGAAUAUGGGAAAGAACACAUGAAACUGAGCUACCCCUCAAUGUUCUUUACUUUUUAAAUCCAUUUUUGAGCACAAAUAUGGCUGAUGAUUUUUGUUUUUUCACCAAGGACUCGUUCACCAUAAAGCCACCAAAGACAUCUCCGAUGAUGCUGAGAAUGGUGGUCUUAAUCUUUGCAAUGGUAUGUGGAGUUUAUAUAUGUUCAGUCGGCCUAAAACAAAUUGGUGUGAGUUCCAGUGGACGGUUAUUAAGUAUUCAUGUGGUUGAAAAGCCAUGUGAGGCAACUGAUAUUGAACCUUCAGAAAAACCAUAUGUGCACUUUCCCAAGCCAAAGACUUUUAGCCGGGCUGAAUGUGCUUGCAAUCCUGUAAGGUAUUUUGCAAUAUUAUCGACACAGAGAUCUGGUAGUGGCUGGUUCGAGACAUUGUUAAACAGUCAUAUGAAUAUAAGUUCUAAUGGAGAGAUUUUUUCUGUUAAAGUCCGGAAAAGUAACGUGUCCACAAUUUUGGAAACUCUGGACAAACUUUAUAACCUAGACUUUUUGACGAGUGCUUCCAAGAAUGAAUGUACUGCUGCAGUUGGACUCAAGUGGAUGCUUAAUCAGGGUCUGAUGCAGCAUCAUGAGCAAAUUGUUGAAUAUUUUAAAACAAGAGGAGUUUCUGUUAUUUUCCUCUUCAGAAGAAAUCUAUUGCGCAGAAUGGUUUCGAUGCUAGCAAAUUCCUAUGAUCAGAAUGCUAAGCUGUUAAAUGGAACCCACAAGUCUCAUACGCAUUCUCCCAAGGAGGCUGAGAUACUCGCAAGUUACAAGCCCACGGUAAACACAACUUUGCUGAUCCCCAACCUGAAGCAAGUAGACGACAUGGCUAUAAAAGCUGUGGGAUACUUCAAUAGCACUCGACAUACUAUAUUGUACUACGAGGACAUAAUAAAGAAUCAAACGAUACUUAACGAUGUUCAAGACUUCCUGAAAGUUCCUAGAAGGGACCUUCAUAGUCGUCAAGUGAAGAUACACAAGGGUCCCUUGUCUUCACAAGUUGAAAAUUGGGUUGAUGUUGAAAAGACACUCAAGGGAACGCCGUACGAAAGCUUCCUACAUGCAGAUUACAAAAUAUAGAUUUGCAGUCAUCGUGUACAGAUGUAGCUUGUGUUGUUCAACUCAAUUCUUUCAUUAUUUACUGUUAGGGAGAAGCUCUACCACUUGAUCUUAGCCAAAAGGCCGAGAAAGGUAUUACUUGGUAGCAGAUUUUGGUAGCUGCAGAUUGUUUUCUAGUUCUGCCAUACCAGGUAAUGAGUGUUGUCUUGGACGCUUGAUUUUAACAUUAAGUAGAAAUUUACUUGAAAUUUCUUUGCUUUUCGACAAGUUAGGAACUUGUAACCGAUAUGAUUAAAAAUAUUUGCUAAUUUUGUUAUCAAUGUUUCUUUCCUUUCUCCUUCCAGAAAGGGAAGAGUAAUUAAGUGUUGCUUUACAAU